Messenger RNA from Leguminivora glycinivorella, 1883 nucleotides. Its product is annotated as zinc finger protein 431-like. NCBI's taxonomy places the organism in Eukaryota, Metazoa, Arthropoda, Insecta, Lepidoptera, Tortricidae. The coding region runs from base 130 to 1842 and encodes 570 amino acids. The record is from RefSeq and is a predicted model, not a curated record. Gene Ontology annotation, molecular function: RNA polymerase II transcription regulatory region sequence-specific DNA binding; DNA-binding transcription factor activity, RNA polymerase II-specific. Gene Ontology annotation, cellular component: nucleus. Gene Ontology annotation, biological process: regulation of transcription by RNA polymerase II. The transcript has 13 exons.
UUAAGUAUUUUCUUUUCGUGCUUGGUAUGCUAAAAUCUUGAGAAAUCUCUGCAUUUAUAUGCCUUGAUAGUUUAAAUUUUAUUGUGAAUAGUAUAACGAACAUUUUAUUCAAAUACAUGUUUAAGUAACAUGGAGGAUACAGCAGAAAUCGCUUUGAAAACACUGUGUUGCACAUGUUUAAGCAGCGACAGAAAGUUGUCGCAACUUUGCCGAAUAAACGAUGGAGUAAAUAAUCUAUAUUCACUUCUGUCAUACGACUCUGAAGCUUACAGGGAAGGUUUCUACAAGGACGCUGCUAGUUUAUUUGUUUGCUGGGAGUGUGCGGCCGUCAUGCACAGGAUUACCCGGUUUAGGCGGCAGGCUUGUGCGGCGCAAAAACAGCUGGCAAUUAUAGCUGAGGGCCGGGAGUUGAAAUCAACUGCUCUCUCCCAUCUUAUCCAUUGCCACAAACACACCUACGACACCACAAUAAUAUCUGACGUACAAGACACUGACAACUUCAUAGACUGCGGGCCGGAAAUCAAAACUGAGACCGAAGAUGACAUACCUUUGUCAGAGUUACAUGACAAUUAUAUGUCAGAUAAUGAUGAUGAUAAUUAUAAAGAAAAGAUAACAGAUAAAGAUAAAAACAAAAGAAAGAAAUUAGAAGAAUGUACGACAGAUAAAGUUACAAAUAAAAAAAGAAAACGGUUAAAAAGAGAUAAUUAUUUUGUUACAAAAGAAAUUAGUGAAGAGGAAAUGCGGGAGUUUAGGGAAGAGAGGAAAAUGGAAGCAAGUUUCGUGUCUGCGGCGUUCAAAUGUAAGUCUUGCGUGGAGGUGUUUAAGAGCCAAAAUAGUUUGGAGAGACACAAUGAAGAUAAUCAUGUGGAGAAACCUGAUCACAUACAGUGCCUCAUCUGCUUAUCCUACAUCAAACCUCACAGCGCGUCCGCCCACAAGUCAGACCACUGUUCUACACAUACCUGUGUUCUCUGUGACCAAGUUUACUACAGUAUGCAUGAAAUUAACAGGCAUCUCAAGACUCAUAAGAAUGUGAAAAGAAAGAUCGCCAGGGCUGGUAAAAUAGGCGACAGGACUAAAGGGCUGACCGAUAUGUACCCAUGCCCAGAGUGCAAUAAGUAUUUCCAGAAUAAGAACCAGCGCUGGAAGCAUGUGCAGAGACAACACCGGGAGGGGUACAAAUGUGCCACGUGCGGCAAACAGUUCGCGUUCAAGAACAACCUCGCCCGGCACGAACAGGUCCACUCGGCGCCGCCGCCCCGGCAGGCGUGCCCCGCGUGUCACAAGCUGGUCCGCGUGGACCUGCUCAAGACUCACGCCAGGAUCCACCAGGCGAGGGAACAGUUCACAUGCGUAGAGUGUGCUAAGAGCUUCGUCAGCCGAGCCUCGUACGAGCAUCACCUCAAGUACACGCAAGCGCACGCCAACAAGGAUAUACUCAAGUAUAAGUGUAACGUCUGCGAGAAAGGUUACAGAUCUCGCGGAGAACUGAGGGACCACGUCAACUACCAACACAAGGGGCAGACUCAGCACAAGUGUCCUGUCUGCGACAAGGCGCUGGCAACGCGCAGGUGCAUCACGCGUCACGUGCGGCGCGCGCACCACGGCCUCAAGGAGGGCCCGCGGGACAAACUAUGUCAAAAACCGGGAAGAUUCUUUAGGUAUAAAAAGGGCUUGCGCGAGCACGAAUUCACCCACACAGGCGAGCGGCCGCUCUCAUGCGAGCUGUGCGGGCGCAGCUUCCGGCAGAGCGCCUCGCUGUACACGCACCGGAAGAGGGUGCACCGCAUAUGCGCACAGAGGAAAACCGUCGUGGCCACAGAUAGUGUAACCGCUGAGUAGAAUAACAUAACCAACAAAAUUAAAAAAAAAAAAUUAUAGAC